Molecule: messenger RNA, 2181 nt
Organism: Chara braunii
Lineage: Eukaryota; Viridiplantae; Streptophyta; Charophyceae; Charales; Characeae
Source: the annotation of a GenBank genome assembly
GUGGAUCAAGGAGGCUGCGCUGCAAGCUGUGCAACAAGGAAUUCACAGGGACACAGAAACGGGCGAUGGAGCACUUUUGUUUGAAGAGGGUCUCCGCCCGGUGUCCAAAUGCAACGAUGACGAUUUGGAGGAGGUUGCACAGGGUUGGUUUUGAGAUGCCGCCAGAUCUUAUGGAGAGGGUGCAGUGCGCAAUAGAGGAGACUGCUAGCGAUGACGAUGAUGGUCCUGUGCUAGAGGACGACGCGGUGGGGCGAGGGGGAGGGGUUGCAAUGGAUGGGGAGGCAGGGGAGGCGGUUCAUGGGGAGGCUGGCAGCGGGGUGGAUGACGUGACAAGAGGGGUUGUGGCCGAUGGAGAGACUCCAGUCCGGAGACCUGCAUUACAGGCGGACAUCGAUGAUACCUGCUGCGAGUUCUUCGUCGAGAACGCCAUCCCGUUCAACGCCGCAAAAAGCAAGAGCUUCAAGAAGUUACAGCUGGCGUGUUAUGGGCCGCAACCUGCGGCGAGCUGCCCUCUUGUGCCCACUGGGUACAACCCACUACGAUGCAGGCUGCUUGAUCGGUUGCGCGGGAGGUUGGAGGCUGAGGAUAAGGCGGUCCGGGACGACUGGGAGGCGACAGGCUGCACGUUCAUAACCGAUGGCACCACAGACAUCUGUGGGCGAUCGCUUAUGAACUACAUCCUCGUCGGGCGGUUGAAACCCAUUUUCAUCAAAUGCGAGGAUGUGAGCGAGGGGGAGAAGGAUGCAGCUGCCGUCAUCGUUGGGUGGAAGAGGUUUUUCAGGGAGUGGGGAGUAGAGAAGGUGACUGCGAUCUGCAUAGACUCCUUCGCAGGGAACAAGAGCGCUGCCCGGAUGUUGAGGGAGGAUCCCGAAUUCGCACAAAUCUACUGGAUCCCUUGCACGGCACACUGCAUGGACCUGCUCAUGCACGACAUCUGCAAGAAGGAGUGGUCGACGACCAUCAUCGAGAAGGCCAACAAGGUGGUCGGUCACCUUCUUCAGAGUGCACAGGUGGCCACGAUCGCAGCUGCGGACGCAGUUUUUGAGGCUGUUGUGGAGCGCCUCAUCGGCAAGAGAGGGAGCAAGACGUUUGACGACUGCUUGGACCAACUGUAUGAGUUCCAGAUGGCGAGAGGAGUGUUCGGCACCACACGGGCGGCGCAGAGGGCGAAGAAGGACAAUGCGGUGCUGUGGUGGGAGGCGCACGGGGCUGGCCAUCCGGAGAUCAAGGCUCUGGCAGUGAAGGUGCUCUCCAUUUGGACAACAUCCUCUCCAGCAGAGAGGAAUUGGAGCACAUGGUCACUUGUGCAGACGAAGUCCAGGAACAAGCUGCACCACCAGCGCACCGAGAAGUUGGUGUACUCGGACUGGAGCCUCAGGCUCAAGAGCAGGGGCGAUGACGACCCAACGGUGGUAGGAGGAUGGUUGGGGCUAGAAGCAGACUGGGCUGACGAUGAUUUGGUGGGUGAUCAGGCGGGUUUGACUGAUGCUGUCGAUGACGGUGAGCUCGGACAUGAGGCUGCUCCAUCCGGUGCAGGUAGCACCACCAUUCGCAAUGAUCCUGCUGCGGCCGGGAUAUCAGCAGGCGUGCCGAGGCGAGGAGAGGUGGAGGAGGGUAUGGAGUGGGGUGACAUGGAGGAGGAGGAGGACGAUGACGAUGUGGACAGCGAGGACGAGAUUCCACAUGACGAGUGGGUGGAUGAUCGGUCAGACUCUGACAGAUCGUGGACGAGGAGGGAGGAAAUCACACCAUAUGUGCAGCGAUAUGAGGAGCAGCCUGUGGAGCACCAUGAGCAGGCUGUUGUGGAGCAGCAGCAGCAGCAGGCUAACGAGGCUGAAGAGGAGCAGCAGGCUGACGAGGAGCAGCAGCAGCAGCUCGCUGACGAGGAGCAGCAGCAGCAGGAGGCUGACGAGGAGUAGCAAAUAGAGGAGCAGCAACAGCAGGCUGACGAUCAGCAGGGGGAGGAGGCACUUGGGCACGGGGAGCAAGAGGGCGAGGCAGAGGGAGGUCAGUGCCGCCCGGAGGUGCGGUCAUUUUAUGGUGCCAGUCUCCCGCCGCACCUGCUCGGUAGUGGGCAAGCACAUCCUGGGCGUGUAUGGGAUCCGCUCGGCUAUCGUGCUCCGCUAGGCAGAGGGCGCCUUCCUUCCACAGGAGGCAGAGGUCGCGCUCGUGCCGCACGAG